CACCACCCCACCUAAUCCGGGUUUCAGAGGCUGCGGUUGUCGGGGCCGUCGCCACGCCACUUUUUUGGUGCCCAUCGGUCGCGCACAAGUGUGAGUCAUUUGCUUCGGUACCGAAGCGUGUGAAAUUGGUCCCGCCUUUAUAUUUUAUUCCUCUUUUACGUAUCGUCCACCUUGCUCCAGCCAUGUCCCUCCAAUACCUCCAUCUGGAUGUACUAAUCGAAAUCCUGAGCUAUAUCGAAGUCCGCGAUGUCCUUUCCAUGCAACGCACUUGCAAGGAUAUCGAGAGAGUUACUCAGCUUCAUGCUGUAUGGAAGAGUGUUCUAGAAAACCAAAUAAUUCCCUCUGGUCGAUCAGUUCCGCUACCUUCCAAUGCCCCUCUCUCUGCUCAUUCCGCACGCGAUCUUAAACAAGCAACAAUAUAUUCCAUGCGAUUAGGACGCAAUUGGACGUCCGCAGAGCCCAGGGCGUUCGCGCGUACCCAGUUCUACAUAGGAGCGCCGGCUACCUACGUUCAGAUUACAUUCUUCAUCCCAGGUCAUGGCGGAAAGUAUCUACUGGCCGUCAGUGGUGGCAAUCGCGUGUCGAUAUGGCAUCUGGGAUUGGAUCUUAAAAGAACCUGGAAGAUACUUGGCUGGAAUAUUCAAGGGGCAAUUGUCGAUGCGGUUCCCAACAGUGACAGCGGGGCUCGCGCAACGAUAGCUUUAUCGUACGUUGCAAACCAACAUAGAUACACCACUCUAUACAACCUGACCUUUUCUGGUGAUGGGAGUGGACACGCAACAGCUACCUGCGAGCAGAUAUUCGAGGGCGAGCUCCCUGGUCGACUGAAGAUCCUUCGCGGAAAUCUUGUUGGUUUGUACAAAAGGUCUCACCUCCAAGGAUAUCUAUUCAAUUAUGAGAGCCAAGUGAUGAUCGAACUUAAGGGCGCAGAGCCAACGACUCAACAUCACGGAACAUGUUUGGCGAUGGAAGUUCUAAGCGAUUGCGUUAUAAUGAUUCAACCUCAGAGCGUCAAUAUUUUUGCAUUGCCUGAGGUCGCGCGGGACACCGAACCUCCACCAGCGGAAACAAAAGUGUUCCAGGCACAACAUAUCUCUACCGCCUUCCGUCCCGGAAACUCAGAUUGGCACUCUGGCGUUAUUAUUCCCUACUGUGCUCCAUAUCCAGCACAACGUGCAACUCAUCCCUCCCACCCUAUCUCCCUCAUCCGCGAAAAGAGUGCAACAAUCCUGAGUCAUUUCUUGGUCUAUUGCCCACCGGAUCCUCAACCAUUUGUCGUUCGUGCUCGUCGCUCAAACAACGACCCGCGCCCUCGUGAUUUCACCGAACUGCCCCUCUGUAUAGCUCAAAUUCGUAAUGGUGUGCGCCAACAUUUUUUCCCCGAUGUUAUGGCUUCCCCGAUAAGCGGAAGAGGGAUAUGGUUAGAAGGUUCUCCCACUGAGGAGAGAUCGACCGAACAACUCGUCCUCUUCAAUGCAUCUGAAGAGGUUAUAGAUGAUGACUUGCGAUUAAGUGACAUUGGAAAACCUGACAAUAAAAAGCGUACUCAUAAAGGAGCCACGAUCGCAGCCAAAGAGAUGCCGCAUGCUGUCAAGGAUUGUACAUAUUGUUCUUUCGAUGACGGGACCGGAAGAGUAGUUGUCGCUACUCGUCAUGGACAAGUCCGCAUCCUGCAGUUCGGGAUCGCGUGAAACGACACUGUAACUAGUUUGUACAAUAGUUUUGUUAGGGCCAAGGACCCCAUUCUGAAUACUAAGCUGGCUUAUUCUGAG
Molecule: messenger RNA, 1772 nt
Organism: Cantharellus anzutake
Lineage: Eukaryota; Fungi; Basidiomycota; Agaricomycetes; Cantharellales; Hydnaceae
Exons: 4
Coding region: 183-1691 (502 amino acids)
Molecular function (GO): protein binding
Source: RefSeq, a predicted model, not a curated record